AAAAAAGAAAAAGGAAUUCAAUUCCUACAAAAUUAAAACCCCAAAUAUCAAGCAUGAUGCUAGACGCAAAGAUUCCUAAUUCUCUCCUAUCUCCCAAAAUUAACUAUUUCUAUUCUUUACAAUAAUUCUUUUUCACCUCUAUUAGUUGAAAACUCAGAUUCUUCUCCACCAAUUUAGCCGUCCCACAAGUGCUCUUUCCACUUAAUAAUUUCCCCAAUCAAAAUCAAAAUUCCACUAUAUAUAUAUUCGAGUGCUCAUAGACCUCAAACUUUCUCUUUACUUCGAAAUGAAAAAUCACUUCUUUGUUGAUUGAGUUUUUGCAGAAAACAAUGUUUAGUUUCUGUAGUAUUUUCUUGGCUUCUCUGUGUAGUUUGAUGCUCAAGAUUCUUGGCCUCAUUCACAAACACAUAUACAUAUCAAAAUCGAGUCUUGCUGAAGAUAAAGAUGAGAGCUCUGUUUCGUUUCAGAGCGGUUUAGUUUCUAAAAAUAGUAAGUGCCAAAUUUUGUCUGGUAAUAAUAAUGUGAGUGGAUUCUUGGAAGAGCCCAAGACAGCAGUGGGAUUUGUGGUCCAAGAAUUGUUUGUCGGAGAAGAUAACGUUGUUGUGAGCAGUGAUCAGUCUGAAAAAAUCAUGGGAUUCGAGCAGAGUUAUGAAGAAAAAAGUGUUGAAUUUGAUCAAAAAUCGGACUUUUCCUCACCGUUUUACUUCAAACUGUUUAAUCCCAAUUCUCCCUUUAGCAAUGAAGAGAAAUCAUCAGAAAUGGAGAAAACUGUUUCUUUAGUAGGUGUUUAUGGUGAAGAAGAAGAAGAAGAAGAAGUCGAUUUUCGGGUUGAAGAAGAUGAAGAAUUUGCUUAUGAAAUUGAAUUGAUUCCCAGCAGCCAUUCUUCAACCCUUUCUGCUGAUCAAGAAUCGGAUGGUGAUAGAGAUUGCGCCGCCGCGCCUGAAAAGGUCGAGAAAAAUGAUUGGAUGAGUAGUUUUCUUGAUGAAGUUGAUCAUGAAAAUGAGGCCAGUUUUGAUGAUGAUGAGUUCAUAGAGGUGGAGCCUCAGUGUGUGAAGCUGAGUGAUGAAUUGGAUUUGGAUUUGGACAGAGGAAGUGAUGAUUCAUGUUCACCAACAUCAUGUGCAGAUGCUAACACUUCACAACAAGAGCCAAAAAAGUGUUGGGAUUCGGAUUGUGAUGAAGAUGAAGAUGAAGAUGAACAAGAUGUUCUGUCCCAACACCAGAAUUUGGUGCAGCAGAUGAAGAUGGAGCUCAAGAGCUGCAGAAUCGGCGGCCUCCCGACGAUCUCCGAGGAUUCGGAGACGCCUAAGGUGGUUGAGGAUUUGAGGCCUCUUGAGAUUGAUCACAAGAUUGGGUACAAGGAGUUGAUGGAGGGAAUCCAGAGAUUCUACAAGAGCUAUGCAGAAAAGAUGAGAAAAUUGGACAUCUUGAAUUACCAGACAGCAAAAGCUAUUAGUUUCUUGCAGCUGAAGGACUGUGAUGUAUUCACAGCAGGCAAGAAAAGGGGCAGCUCUGUGUUGCCAAGAUUCUUGGCUGGGAAAGUGAGGAGGGUCUAUGCUGAUCCGAUGCAUAAAACCUUGAGCCAAUUGCGCGGCGAUUUGGAGGUGGUCUACGUUGGCCAGAUCUGCCUGUCGUGGGAGAUCCUGUGGUGGCUCGAUGCAAGGGCGUGGGAGCUGCUUGAGCACGGUGGUGGUGAAGGAAGGCGCUCCUACAACCGGGCCGCUGAGGAGUUCCAGCAAUUUCAGGUCCUCCUGCAGCGGUUCAUGGAGGACGAGCCGUUCCAAGGGCGUAGGAACGACAACUACGUGAGGACCCGGUGCGCCCUCCGUAGCUUCCUCCAGGUCCCGACUAUCAAAGAUGAUUGUGGGAAGAUGAGCAAGGAGUUGGAGGGAGAUGUGAUCACACUAGAAAUGUUGAUGGGGAUCAUAAGUGAGACAAUGGUGAUUUUUCAAGAUUUUGUUUUUGGUGACAAGAAGGUUAUGACUAAUAGUGGUGGCCUAAUGGCUAAGCUUGAUGAUGUUCAACAACAUGGGUUGCUUUUGGAUGUUGUCUCAAGCCUUGACAAGAAGGGGAGGAGGAUGAAGGAGGUGAUGAGAGGGCAAACGUGCAUUGUGAGGAAGAUGAGGAAGCAUGAAGAGAGAGGAUUGGAUAGAGAGAUGGCGGCGGCGCAGGUGGAUUUAAGGUUGGUUUCGAGGGUUUUGAACAUGUCGAGAUUGAGUGGGGAUCAAUUAGUUUGGUGCCAAAAGAAAUUGAACAACAUUGAUUUUGUGGGGAGGAAGAUGAGAAGGGAUGCAUGUUUUUUGCUUUUCCCUUAGAUUUUUUCUUGUUUUAUAGUUUUAUAUAUGUAGCUGCAUUUUGCUUCCCACUUGUAAAUCAAGGCUAGGAGAAGUACUUAGAUGAUUUUCUUAUGUAAAAUCGGGAUCACUUGAAUAUAAAUACGAUAAUACUUAACUUUAUA
Messenger RNA from Salvia miltiorrhiza (redroot sage), 2458 nucleotides. RefSeq lists its product as uncharacterized. Lineage: Eukaryota; Viridiplantae; Streptophyta; Magnoliopsida; Lamiales; Lamiaceae. Bases 330 to 2315 code for a protein of 661 amino acids. The record is from RefSeq and is a predicted model, not a curated record. The transcript is spliced from 5 exons.